AUGCCGCGAAGUCACGCUACUUACUUUGUUUAUACCAAUCGCACGCUGAAGCGCGCCACUUGGUUCCGGUACCUGCUCAUGCAGUUUUGUCGCCUUCGAGAUUUUGCUCUAGGUUUUACUAAAGUUUUGACUCAGCCUAGGCUCCCUUUAAGCCUGAUUCAUCGUCGCUUUUUAGCCACUGACGCGAAAUUGAAAAAGAAACGUUUUCCUUGGAUGCAAUGGGGCUUUUUCUUUGCAUGCACUGGAGCUGUUGCUUACUUCAGUAUGUACGCUGUUACUAGUGGCAAAGAAACGAUGCAAAAGAUUUCCUCCAACUUCGGUCAGAUAGCGAUCGGAGGGGAUUUUCGGUUGCGUGAUCAAACGGGGAUGGAGGUUACUUUAGCUGAUUUCAAAGGGAAGUGGGUUCUCGUCUAUUUCGGAUUCUGUCGGUGCCCUGAUAUUUGUCCUGAGCAACUCGAACGUCUUGUUGAAGUUCAGGAGCGGCUGGCCCUCUAUGGCAAGGAUAAGGACUUCGUACCUAUCUUUAUAACCGUGGAUCCGGAGAGGGAUACUCCCGAAGUUGUUGGAGAAUAUGUGAAGGAAUUUUCACCAAAACUGGUCGGGCUUACGGGCUCGCCAGAGCAGAUUCAGGUGACUGCAAAGCGCUACCGCAUCUACUACAGCAAAGGACCACCGGAUUGUGACGGUGACUACAUUGUGGAUCACACUGUGGUGAUGUACCUCCUGAAUCCAAUGGGUGAAUUCGUGGAAUUCUAUGGUCAGGUGAAGCCGGUGCAAGAAAUUGUCCGACGGAUUAUGGAUCAUAUGAAAAAGUACAUAGAAUGA
Molecule: messenger RNA, 825 nt
Organism: Echinococcus granulosus
Lineage: Eukaryota; Metazoa; Platyhelminthes; Cestoda; Cyclophyllidea; Taeniidae
Exons: 8
Coding region: 1-825 (274 amino acids)
Source: RefSeq, a predicted model, not a curated record